CAUAUGAAAGAGCAUUAGCAGAGUGUUUAUUCCUCUUCUGUGGGACAGCUGUUCAUUUCUGAAACUGUAACUACUGUGUUAAUAGUGAAGAUUAAUUUCAGUACCCUUCUAGUAGUACCGUACAUAGGAAAUGCAGAGAUGAAGCUGAGCAUAUCACAUUGAAAUGUUGUCACAAGCUCUCCUGAAGCAUAAGGAAUGACUUAGCUCAGUACUUCCUUAAAUUUCUCAGAGACUCAAAGAUGGCCAUGCGUUAGAGGUGUGUACAAGUGAUGCAGUUUAUCUGCACAUUAACCAGGCAUAUAUACAAUAAGUGGUCAAACCUGAAUAGUCUUUGUACAGGUCAUCACAAGAGGAUUCUUUAUUUCCCUUCAAAUUCAGCAACCAUGUAGGUGAUUAUAUCAGUUUAUCUUUACAUGUUCGAUGGAGAAAUCUUCGGACCCGCUGCAGCGAACUGUAAACCGCGAAAUGCCAAAAUCGCAAAAACUGAAGUGCCAAAUUAUGAAAUGUCGCCCCCUUUUUGGCUCAUAGUAGCACAUGUUUCAGCGGUGGUGCGUUUAGAAAUGUCGAAAUUCGAUUAUUUUGCGAUUCGGGAAUUCGGCUUUAUGGAAUUCACAUAUCUGGUUCACGGAUGUGCACGUACAACCAUUUGACUUUCAAACAUGUAAAGGUAAACCGAUUAUAUCAGUUAGGCGGCACAGUUCCGUGGGUGGGUGAGGUUUUUGUCCCUCACUCAAACAUCUAUUUCUUGUCAUAAUUCAAAUGCUGUUAGAAACAGCUUACCUCAUUCAAAACAGCUUACAGACUUCUAUUUUUCAAUUGCAUGUCGUAGACUCGUGUCUAAGCCAAAUACAGGAAGCUCUGGAUGGAAUGUGAGAAGGGACUUUUCUUACAUGCGGAUGAGCAGUACUGAAUUGUAUUAAACAUUUCUAUCCCAGACAAAACUUGGUGGAAUUGGAGAUAAACUAUAUACAUUUGGAACCUGUCACAGACUUUUGAGUAGCGUAAAGAACAUGAGACCUUGUUGCCAUGGCUACUGGACGCGCACAAUUAUUUAAAGUGAACAUAGAGCAAGGAAGAGAUGGCCAAAGGAACUCUACAAUGGAGAAUGGAAGAAGGUACACUGUAGUUGAGGAGCAAAGACAAUAAAGUAUAACCGGGGCCGAUGCUAGCAUUUUGGGGGCCCCCAGCAAAUAUCAAGUCAGGGGCUCCGCUUAGCACUUCUAGUCUAAGUGCUACAAACUUUUAGAAGUAAGCAUAGCCAUAUAGACAGACCUGUAGCAGCGUGUAAUGUGUUAGUCUUAUGUGUGAUCCCUGCCGGCCUGUUCAUGUCAGAGUGACAGGUGUUUGUUUUGGGUGUUGAACUUUAUUCUUUAAUUUUAUAUUAUCGUCUCAUAUAGACAAUAAUUAUGCCCAAGCGUCAAUGUAAGUUUAUGGAGGAGUAUUCCAAAGAGUAGAACUAUAUUAAAAAGGGACGCUAUGACAGUGAAGCCGAGUGCACAGUUUGCAAUAGUGUUUUUAGUAUUGGUCAUGGUGGACGUUCAGAUAUAAAACAACACAUCACAUCAGUGAAACAUAGGAACAGACUGAGUGCCCCAAGUAGCAGUAUGUCUCUUAACAAUUAUUUUAUAAAACACAAUUCUAAUGAAGAAACGAAAGUUAGAGCUGCUGAACUAACUCAAGCCUACCAUACGGUAAAGCACCAUCACAGCUUUAGGUCAAAUGACUGUGUCAACAAGUUAAACAGCACUAUGUUUAGUGACUCAUCAAUUGCAUUAAAGUUUAGCUCUGCCAGAACAAAGCAAUCAGCCCUGAUAACUGGUGUUUUAGCUCCAUUCAGCAUGAAAACUAGCAGUGAAGAGAUAAAUAAAUCCCCUUUUUAUGGCAUUUCAACUGAUGCAAGUAAUCACAAGGCUAUAAAAAUGUUUCCUUUUGUAGUUCAGUUUUUUGACAUAAAUCAAGGGAUAAAGUCAAAGUUACUGAAAGUAGCUUCCUUGCCAUGUGAAACAUCAGAUGAGAUAUCUAGUUUCUGCUUGAACUGUAUUGAUGAAUUCAAGUUAAAUAAAAACAGUUGCAUUGUGUUUUGUGGUGACAAUACCAACACAAAUUUUGGUGGUUUGAUCAGAGUGGGAAAAAACAAUGUAUUUACAAAAUUAACAACUAAUUUACAUGGUGGUAUUGAAGGUGUGGGUUGUCCUGCAUAUGUACUACAUAACUGCAUAUGUGCAGCAGCUGAUAGAUUAAGCUGUGACAUUGAAGGUAUUGUUGUCAAACUCUUCUCUUAUUUUUCUAUAUACGCGGUGCGAACGGAGAGGCUAAAAGAUUUUUGUGAAAGGGUCGACGUCGAAUUUGGCACUAUUUUGGCAUAUUCAAAAACUCGUUGGCUGUCUUUGAUGCCUGCAAUAGAACGAAUUUUAAAGCUGUUUGAUGCUUUAAAGGAUUUCUUUUUAAACAAGGAAAAAGCUCCAAAGAUUUUGUUAACAUUUUUUAAUAAUCCUUUAAGUGAGGCAUACCUAUGGUUUAUCCAUAGCCAACUCAGUAUUUUUCACCAAGGAAUUAAAAAGAUUGAAGGAAGUACAAAAAGUGUUAUGGAAGUCAAUGAUGUAUUGGAAUGUACUCUCAAAGCUCUGACCAGAAGAAAAGAGGAACAGUUUUUAUCAUUUAGUGUAAAAUCCAUUCUUAAACGGGCCAAUAUUACGCAACAAGACAAAAUUAACUUCAAAAAUGAAGUUAACGAGUUUUAUGAAACCUGCCUACAAUACCUUAAAAAAUGGAGUGUACCAUUCUCUACCUUCUCAAAAUUCAAAUGGAUGCUUUUGAAGGACAUCUCCAGUUGGGAACAAAUUGAAGAAAUUAUUUGUUACUUCAACGAAAAAAGUAUUGAAAUAAAUGAUACUUUGCUAUUUGAUCAACUGGCAUCGUUAGCGGAUUUUGUAAGUGAAAAUAUUAAAGAGUGGACUGAUGAAGAUAAAAAAAAACCUCAGUGUCACGAAAAGUGGGUUUGUUUUUUCAAAACCCAUACUAGGCCAGAACAGAACUCUGAAUUUUUGAAGAUAUGCCAAUAUGUGUUUGCGAUCCCUGCCCAUAACGGUAAUACUGAAAGAAUCUUUUCGCUCAUGAACAUUCAAUGGAUGGACGAAAGAAACAAGAUGAGACUGGAGACCCUUUCUGCAAUCCUGCAAGUUCUCUACAAUUUCGAAAUGGACUGUUAUAGUUUUUACAAGUUUAUAUUAGAUAAGAAGGAGGUUUUAACAAUGGCUGGGACAACAGCCAAAUAUCCUCAAUUUAAAUCCUAGACUAGUGAAAUUUAAUUUGUUGUGUUGUAUUAUGUUGUAAAAUAUAUAUAAAUA
Protopterus annectens (West African lungfish) is the source of this 3347-nucleotide messenger RNA. RefSeq lists its product as uncharacterized. The transcript has 2 exons. Lineage: Eukaryota; Metazoa; Chordata; Ceratodontiformes; Protopteridae. The record is from RefSeq and is a predicted model, not a curated record. Bases 1605 to 3293 code for a protein of 562 amino acids.